Sphaerulina musiva SO2202 is the source of this 1732-nucleotide messenger RNA. RefSeq lists its product as uncharacterized. The transcript is spliced from 2 exons. The record is from RefSeq and is a predicted model, not a curated record. Lineage: Eukaryota; Fungi; Ascomycota; Dothideomycetes; Mycosphaerellales; Mycosphaerellaceae. The coding region runs from base 26 to 1702 and encodes 558 amino acids.
GUCGAAUCUGUUUUCCAUCGCCAUCAUGUCACCGUCGCCACGCUGUUACCUAUGUGGUGGUAAGCUGACCGCCACACACGCUUCUCAUCGGAGGCUGAGAACAGAACAAAUGCGACAUCGGAAAUGUUACGACAAGCUCGCAAAAGCAGCACGGAGCCCCGAGAUACAGGAAUUCCUUCGUGCCAGACGAGAACCUACCUAUUCUGGUGCGGACGAUGAGGUUGAGCAAAGAGAACGAGAAAUCUGGGUCGAUGCCCUGCAUUGCUUCGUCGCAGCAAUGAGCAAUAACCGACUUACCGCCUUACCUCCUGAGCUGCUUGCCAGGGUGGGCGACUUUUGCGUCGAGAGCAAAUUGUUGCACACCUUGCGUCUACGGUCUACUUUGCUUUUCGCUGACCACCUAAACGCCCCGUUGCCGAGACCCUUAUAUGAAGAAGAUCUACCACUGGGCCUCAAUACGACGCUGCAAAUUUUUCGCCAAAACGUCGGUCGUCGCCAGUACAUUACCAGAAUCAAAACAGCAAGUAGUGUUGAUGUUGCCACGUCUGCAUGCUUCGACAUUACCUCUGUGGGAAACGAGACCGAUUGGACGCACUUGAUAUUCACACUGGAUGUGAGCGGGUGUCGGUCGGUAACAAUGUUCCCUCAAGCUACACCAGAACUCGGUGUCGGGGUUUGGGUCAGGACAAUACCCAGAUCGGCCAUCUCUGCGGCAAUGCCACUCGUUUGUUACUACAAAGGGGCUCGACUUCGAGAUGUACGGCCCAAGGAAGGCUUUGCGCCGUUGUUCGAUACUCUCCCAUCUGGAAAGGACCUUGUAUGGUUCUCUGAAGCUUCCAAAAAGCCGGCUGAGACAACUCCAAGGAUGAUGCAACGACGUAUUCCGUCCAAGAUGUCCGGUAUAACUGUAGCCUUUAUAGGAGGCUCUGUAGUAGAUCUCCAUCUGCACAGCGGAGACAGUAUACAAGACGAGCGCUUUUAUAAGCGGAUGACCACACUUCAUUCUCCACCAGUGUUAAGACACGCUAGCCUGAGCCCAGACGAAGAUAUCACUGAGGCGCGGGUACGAUUGCGCCGCACGUGGCUUGGCUGCUCGUCGGCUUGUCUGUUGUUCUCUACAUCCCGAGGCCGUUUGAUUGACCUCGCCCCAUUUAUCCCGACCGACCGUCGUGCGGAUCAUUAUAUCGAGAAGAUUCUGAGGACACCCGGUCGGCUUCACGCCCUCUAUCUCAACAAGAGGCUUGAUAUGUCAACAAAUGCAAAUAUCGCACUCGAAGCUUCAAACGCGGACGUAGCGGCCGUAGACGAAUGGCUACUCAAAACAACGUCCUCGCCUGACGAUGUCCCGAGUAUCCUUCCUAAUCCAUAUGUGUCUGUCUUCCGAGACUUGAUUGUCCUACAGGCCGAAGUUGAUGUUUGCGAGGAAGUCGAUGACAGCUAUCGAGUGUGCAGUGGAAUACGUGCUGGCGACACUAUUGCGGGCCAGUGGAAAGAGUCGGGAGCACUAUGCAACAAGCGCUGCGACUUGAGAGGAUGGUAUCUCGUGAAUCUGAGGCGGAACGGUCGGUGCAAUGUCUGCAUUGUGUCGGAUCUCGACGAAUUCCCCGACCAGCGCACCUUACCUCUACACCUUGGAAGCCAUAUCAUAUGGUGGACUAGCGAGCAUGGAAACUUUGUCCAGUUGAAAGAACAUGAUAUAUAAGCACGGCUGUCUCAACAGAUUUGAUCCCGC